AUGCACGUUCCCGAAGCUCAGAGACAGUUCCUUGAUAAGGUCCAGCAAUCGCUUGGCGAUUGGGAUGAGAAGUUGAAGGAGAUUAAUCACAAGAUCUGGUCUAACCCAGAACUCGCAUAUGCUGAGCAUGAUGCUCAUGAAGCGAUCUGUAGUUUCUUUGAAGCAGUCUCAUCCGAUGGCUAUAAGGUCCGUCGCAAAGCUUGGGGGCUAGACACUGCUUUCGAAAUUGAAUGGUCGAAUGGCAAGCCGGGGCGUGUUGUGGCAUUCAAUGCCGAAUACGAUGCUCUCCCUGGAAUCGGCCACGCCUGUGGUCACAACUUGAUCGCGACAAGCUCUAUCGCGGCAUUCAUCGCGACCUGCGAGGCUAUUAAGUCCAUUCCAGAUGUUGGAUACACUGUCCGUCUGUUCGGCACCCCGGCUGAGGAAUCUGGCGGUGGCAAGGUUCGACUGAUCGAUGCCGGUGCCUAUAAGGGUGUAGACGCUUGUCUCAUGGUGCAUCCCGUCCCAAUGGCGCCUGGAAACCCCGAACUUCAUGGCAUGGCGACUGUCAUCGAGGGAGGCUUCCUGGCCAAUGAUAAGGUCAAGGUGACAUUCACAGGCAAGCCUGCUCAUGCGGCUGCAGCGCCUUGGGAGGGUAUCAAUGCCCUGGAUGCCGUUGUCUCGGCCUAUGUCAGCAUCUCUAUGCUUCGUCAACAGAUUUUUCCCACACAGAAGAUUCAUGGUGUUAUUGUGAAUGGAGGAGAGCGCCCAAAUAUUAUUCCUAUGUCGGCCACGGUGGAUUAUUAUAUUCGAUCGCCAACUAAGAAGACCUUGAAGCCCCUGACAGAGAAGGUGAUCAAGUGCUUUGAGGCAGCCGCGACAGCCACAGGAUGCAAAGUUGACUAUGAAUGGGGUCCUUCAUACGACGAUCUGAAGAGCAACAGACCAAUCUGCGAGAGCUAUGUCUCAGCUAUGCGUGCAAUGGGUCACCACACGCUCCUAGAUAACUCAGAACAGAAAGGCGCACUAGCUGGAGCAUCCACAGAUAUGGGCAAUGUAUCAUACGAAGUUCCCGGAUUCCAUGGCAUUUUCUGCAUCCCAGCCAAGGGAGUCAACCACACACCCGAGUUCACCAGUUGGGCUGGAUCGCCCGAAGGACACAAGCGAUCGAUCGCGUGCGCGGCUGGAAUGGCCGUGGUCGCUUGUCAGGUAUUGGUCGAUGACGAGUUUGCCGAGGCUGUGAAGGCGGAUUUCCAGAGAGAUUGA
Messenger RNA from Penicillium atrosanguineum, 1245 nucleotides. Its product is annotated as M20 family metallopeptidase. Gene Ontology annotation, molecular function: dipeptidase activity. The coding region runs from base 1 to 1245 and encodes 414 amino acids. The transcript has 4 exons. NCBI's taxonomy places the organism in Eukaryota, Fungi, Ascomycota, Eurotiomycetes, Eurotiales, Aspergillaceae. The record is from RefSeq and is a predicted model, not a curated record.